Molecule: messenger RNA, 840 nt
Organism: Ostreococcus lucimarinus CCE9901
Lineage: Eukaryota; Viridiplantae; Chlorophyta; Mamiellophyceae; Mamiellales; Bathycoccaceae
Exons: 2
Biological process (GO): protein K11-linked ubiquitination; anaphase-promoting complex-dependent catabolic process
Cellular component (GO): anaphase-promoting complex
Source: RefSeq, a predicted model, not a curated record
GAGGUCGGACAUCUCGCGGUUUGGAGCGUGGCGAGCGCGAAACCGGGGAAUGGGGUGGAGCUGUUGCGAGACGACGAUUUGGCGACGUUUUGGCAGAGCGACGGCGCGCAGCCGCACGUCGUCAACGCGCAGUUUCAACACAAGGCGGAGCUGUGUGAGAUCGCGCUUUGGUGCGAGUAUAAGAUGGACGAGAGUUACACGCCGAGUUUGAUCUCCAUACGCGCGGGGGCGUCGUGUCACGAUUUACGCGAGGUGCGACUGGUGGAGCUCGAGCAACCGAACGGUUGGGUGCGCGUGCGCCUGCGCGGCGUCGACGAUUCCUCCUAUUUACGCGCGUAUUUCAUUCAAAUCGCGGUGUUGGCGAAUCAUCAGAACGGUCGCGACACGCACGUGCGACAGAUUAAGAUUUUCGGGCCGAGGCGCGACCAGGCGCGCGCGCUCGGCCGCUCGCUCCAACUCGAUUUCCAGUCGCCCGCUUUUUCGCAAUACGCCGGCCCGCGCGCACCACCGCGAUCGCGUCCCCGUCACGUACAUCUCUCUCGCUAUGGUUACAAAGUUUGUCUCAGUCUAUUUCGCGUACGGCUCUCGUCCGAAAUCGAAAACCAUCGCCGCGUUCGCCGGGACCUCUGGAUUUCUCGCGUACUUCGACCCCCCGUACAUGGUCGGAAUGAUGUACGGAUCCGGGUGCGCGUACGACUCCAGCGUCUUCUCCCCAUCGCGCAGCGCCUUCUCGAUCUCGCCGAGAUCGCGAAGCGACGCGUUCGCCGCGAACGCCGACCGCACGCGAUCCCGUUCGUCGUAAAAGAUUCGUCGGUCGACGCACCACGACAGCACCGUUCG